CCUGCUACGUGGAUGCCUUAAUGAAGGUGACAGAACGUUAUUAACUAAAGAACUGAAGAAGUUAUGCACGAAUCCAAGAUGUAGGUUGCUCUUUGAGAAAACCAAGAAAGAGGCGAAAGAAGCAAAUCAUAAGAUGUUAACAGAGCUCGAAAAGCAAAAACAUGAAUUAAAGAAAGUAAGAGAGGAAGACAGAGCAAAAUCUGAGAAAGAGAAGCGCUCAUUGGCAGCAGAAAUGAGGAAGAAACUGGAGUCUAAGCAACAGCAUGUAGACACUUUGAUGGAAACCGUGGGGGUGAAAGAGCGAAAUGAGACGUCUCUUACACAACAAGUUGAGGAGUUAAAGGAAGGGAGAGAGGAAGACAGUGCAAGAGCUGAAGAAGAGAAGCGCUCAUUGGUAGCCUCAAUGACAAAGAAACUCGACUCCAAGCAACAGCAUGUAGACACUUUGACGGAAGCCGUAAGGGAGAAAGAGCAAAAUGAGACGACUCUAACACAACAAGUUGAGGAGUUAAAGAAAGGAAGAGAGGAUGACAGAGCAGAAGCUGAAAAGGAUAGAGGAAGAUCUGAGGAAGCAAAGCGCUCAUUGGCAGAAGAAAUGAGAAAGAAACUCGAUUCUAAGCAACAGCUUAUAGACACUUUGACAGAAAUCGUAGGGGAGAAAGAGCGAAAUGAGACGACUCUGACACAACAAGUUAAGGAGCUAAAGAAAGUAGGAGAAGAAAACCGUGCAAAAGCUGAGAAAGAGAAGCGCUCAUUGGCAGCAGAUAUGACGAAGAAACUGGACUCUAAGCAACAGCAUGUAGACACUUUGAUAGAAACCGUAGGGGAGAAAGAACGAAAUGAGACGACUCUAAGCAAGCAAGUUGAAGAGCUAAGGAAAGGAAGAGACAGAGACAGAGGUCGAUUUGAGAAGGACAAACGGUCAAUAGAAUUAAGCUGGAAGAAGGAGCAUGACUACAAAGAACGUUUGGAGCAACUUCAGCGUGAGACCUGGAAGCUGAGAACUAAAAUUCAACUAGAAAGUGAGAUACGAUCAGCAGAGCAGAAGAAGAAAGCAGAGUCACAUCAAUGGAGUUUCAUUCCUUGGGUGAAUUCUGGAAAACAAGCUCAGGGUGGCCCUUCAUCACUUGAGGAUAAUUCAACUGGAGGACUUGGAACGAGUGAUUCAAUACAAGCAGGAGAGGAGCCCCCAGAUGAUAAGUUUGCGGGCAUAUUACAGCAGAUAGCUGACGAUCUAUACGAUGAAGCCAAGAUCGACAGCCUUGCUGGUCAGCUGGGAAUCCUACAUGGUGAUAUACAGAGAGCGCUCAUGACCAAUGUGAAGUUCAACCGUGUUACCAGUGAUGGAACUCGCCAUUUGCUGAAACAAUGGAGAAGAGGUGUGUCCAGGGAAGAUGAACGGAUUGAGCUUACGAAGGCACUGCACGCUGCCAAGUUGGUCAACCUUGCAGACCUGUAUCUCAGCGAAGGUGUAGCAGAAGAACAGAUCGAUUCGGAAUGUGCCAACGAAGACGACAAUGAUCAGCAACUCUCUAAUAGAGAUGACACCUCUCUAGAACAGGACCCGACCAAAAGACACACUGACAUCCAGGUACUUCAGGAAACUACAGCAAACAAUAACCACACUCCUCGAGAUAGUCAUACAGGAAACAUGGCUGCCAAAGCACAGGAGAACGUGACAGAUGGUAGUAGGAGUCAACAUCUUGACCAAUCGCCAGAGCACAGUACAGAGGACUUGGAUGAAUCUGAAGUGACUUCUGAAGAAGUUCAUCCUGGUGAUGAUAUGAACAACGUUAGUAGCAUUCAACCUUCUGAACAAUCGCCAAGCCAUGAAAUACAAGUCCUACCUGAAGACAUGUCUGAGAUUACCCCUCUGGUAUCUUAUGGUGGGAAACCCAACGAGGAAUCCACCACCUUGGAUACAAGCCAUGUAGGCGGAAUCAUAAGUAACGAAGAAGAUCUGAUUUCUCAACUCGUUCUUACUGAUACAUCCCCAGAGAAAAUAUUGCUCAUUUUCCUGGUAAAGAUAGUAAUGGAUGCUUCCCAGAAAGCAUUCAGUUUAUAAGGAAUCACCAGAUAAUCUUCAUCAUGUCAGGUUUACUUACAUUAUUUUAGCUUGCGACGUUUCAGGUCCACUCCGGGACCCUUCAUCAGGAUGACUAGUCUUUAGUGUCAAAUGAUUGUUGACCCAUGAACACGGUAACGUGGUCGAGGAACGUCGGCAUGGUCGGCCUGAUGAAGCGUCUGUAGACGUAAGACGUCGCAAGCAAAAAAAGUAAAUCAGUUGACUAUUUAAAAAUACAUUAUCUACUGCCUGCAUAUUUGAAAAGAGUCAUGAACAUAACCUUAAUGAUCAUUAAACCGAACCAUAUUGUAUCCAAACACCGCAUUUAUAAUUUCAACAUUUCAACAUUGUUAAUUUUUGUAAAUAUUACACGAAUUGCAUGCAGAGCGGGAUGUUUUUUAUGUACUUUUGAAUUUUCUUUUGGCAAGAUAUCUGGAUAUAGAAAUUCAAUCGAUUCUAGUAGUUCAAAAGUCACAUAUUAUAACCGGAGCAAUUUUAAUGUAUUGUUAUACUUUAAUCUGUCAAAAAGAUAUGAGGUUUGAUCAAUCCUAUAACAUUAUUUUUUAACAAUUUACUAUACUUUAAACAAAAAAUCUUAAUUUGAAGCAGUAGAAUCGAAUUAUGUCAAUUAGAAAGCUACAACACUCGUUGUUAUUUCUGUACCAACCGCCAUUUUAGAAUAGUAGUUAAAACAAGUGUCACUUUUUAUUUUAAGACAGUUUCUUGACAAUAUCUCAAAAAUAUCUCUAACUGUUUAUAAUGUUUUGAAUUACACAGAUUAUAAAAAAGACUUAGAUGUAGGCCAAUACGGUAGAACAUAUAUUAUUUGCUACGUGUUUUCCUAUGAUGCAUUCGGUGUUCAAGAUAAUAAUGUUCUUUGUAAUGUUUGUGAUUAUAAUUCUGAUUUUAUCCAUAUCAUCUUUUCAUAUGUCAUAUAUGUUAUCUUAUGUCAUUUUUCUUAGUACCGUUAUUGAUAUUCCGACCUUAUACAUAUUUCAACUGAAACGGAACAUUACACAGAUUACAUAGUAGACUUAGAUGUAGACAUGGUAGAUAUAGGCCAAUACGGUAGAACAUAAUUAUAACCAGUUGGCUUAUUAGCAGAAACUCAUUGGGCUGUACAUAGAUGUGGUCACACACUGGGAAUGCAAUUAUUAACUAUGAAAGGAACUUCCUUAAUUACUUGAUAUGUUAAUAACAUAAACGGAAUAGAUGAACAUUUAUUACUUUAGCAUUCUUCUCAUUACUUUCUUAGCAUUUAACGUAAAACAAAAAUAAUCGCAUGUACAGUAUGAAGACGUAUCUGCGGGCAAAAUGCCAUCUUGGCUUGGUUGGCUUACCAAAUCAAGCAACUCUUGAUUUCUGUGUAUCCUCGAAUUGCAAAUGUAUGUUUUGCGCUUAUGUAUUUUGAAUUAAUUGUAGG
Messenger RNA from Strongylocentrotus purpuratus (purple sea urchin), 3488 nucleotides. Its product is annotated as caldesmon-like. Gene Ontology annotation, cellular component: BRCA1-BARD1 complex. The coding region runs from base 134 to 2065 and encodes 643 amino acids. The record is from RefSeq and is a predicted model, not a curated record. Lineage: Eukaryota; Metazoa; Echinodermata; Echinoidea; Camarodonta; Strongylocentrotidae. The transcript is spliced from 4 exons. Gene Ontology annotation, biological process: protein ubiquitination.